Messenger RNA from Nelumbo nucifera (sacred lotus), 868 nucleotides. NCBI's taxonomy places the organism in Eukaryota, Viridiplantae, Streptophyta, Magnoliopsida, Proteales, Nelumbonaceae. The record is from RefSeq and is a predicted model, not a curated record.
UCUCUCUCUCUCUCUAUAUGCCGAGCAUUAAUUCAAAUUACCUCGAGUUCAUUUUCAUGCUUUCUGCUUUAAACUUUUGAAUGGCACGGAAUUUGGGAAUUGAAAGACCAAACUUGAUUUGAUUUGAUUAUUGGACGUAGAGAGUAUUGUAUCGUCAUGAUAGCAGAAAUUCUGACCUUCACAGCAGCGGCGUUAAGAUGGUGUGUGAUUUGUGGGGGAAAAUGCUUUUCCAAGCUGAAAAAGAAAUAUCUCCAUCCCAACUCAAAUUCACAACGUCAAACUCCACCCCAGAAUGUCGACAUUCAUGUUGAUCAGCUCCAGCUGAAUAUGUUAGUGGUGGAUGAUUCCUCAAGCGGUCAACCUGGUUUCGACCGUCUAAACUAUCAACUUGACAAGGCAGCAUCCGCACUUGCUCCGAUUUAUAGCAAGAUUCAAGAAGCUCCGCCAGCUGACAUGGAAAAAUCUCAGGAAGAUCAUCCUCCUGCCGCUACCCAAGUCCAAGUCGUCGACAAGGGAAAAGCUCAGGCAGAUCCUCCUGACAAGGGAAAUAUUGAGGCAGCCCCUGACGAAGGAAAAGCUCAGGCAGCAGCUCGUACCGAAGUCGUCGUCGACGAGAUAAAAGCUUAGGCAAAUCCUCUCUCAAAGUGGUUCGAUCACCGACAAAGGAAAAUGGUUCAGACAGCUCUCAGCCUCACAACUUAUGAAUAGCUCUGUGUAUGAUACGCCUUUGAAUACCUCUAUCUGUGUAUGAUUCUUGUUAAUUGACACAUGAAAUGAGAUUAUUUUCAUUUUAAUUUUAAACAGAAUUUGAACCUAAUACAGCAUCAUUAAUUUAAUUUAUAGUGGAUUCAGUUGGACUUGGCAUGAA